This is a messenger RNA of Drosophila takahashii, 785 nucleotides long. Its product is annotated as basic salivary proline-rich protein 2. Lineage: Eukaryota; Metazoa; Arthropoda; Insecta; Diptera; Drosophilidae. The record is from RefSeq and is a predicted model, not a curated record.
CGGAAUUGUCAUUUACGUUUAGCAUUAGCUGCCUGUAGUAAAGCCUGUGGGGAGAACCGAGACCAAACCUCUUUUUUGGAAAAUGACGUCUCCGUGUGGCAAGUGCAACAACUGUCCCUGCGGCACCAGUGGCGGAGCCCCACCCCCUCAGCAGCCGCCCCACCGCCCGCCUCCCUCGUACGCCCACCAACAGCAGCAGCAGAUGCCGGACAGCUGUCCGUAUCCGGGGCCCCAGGGUCAGAACCAGAAUCAGGGGGCCAGGGGCAGUGGUUGCCAGGCUCAGGGUCAAGGUCAAGGGGCAGGAGCAGCGGCAGGUGGUUGCCAGGUGAACUCUUACCAGCCGCCGGGUGACCCCGCACCAUGCAGUGUCUACCAGAACCGGGGGCAACCGACGGUAGAGUGCACCUGCACCCAGAACCGUAACCGAGCCGCACCACCCACCGUCCAGGCUGACCACAUCACCUGCAGCCGCGGACCGCGGGAGCAGCCCCCCGUCAUGGAGACCCGCUGCACCUGCAACGAGAAGCCUGCCAAAAUGGAGUGCUACUGCGCCCCUCCCGUGGCUCCGCCGCCCAGCCAACAGCAGCAGGCGAUGGCCCAGCCCACCCACGCCAACGUGACCUGCGGCCAGAGCCUUCCCAGGGGUCCGCAGCCCUAUCGCCACCACCACCAGAACGGCAACGGCAACUCCUGCGGGCACUGCCGGUCGCAGAAGAAGCAGAAGAAGUGCCUCAUCCAGUGAGAGGAGAACGGAAAUGGAUCCCAGCAGGCGCUACCGAGCAGGC